AUGUGUGAUGCCAGCGAUUUUGCAGUGGGAGCAGUGCUAGGACAGAGGAAGGAUAAGAAACUUCAUGUUAUUUACUAUGCUAGUAGAACACUUGAUGAUGCCCAAAGAAAUUAUGAAACAACAGAGAAGGAGCUGCUAGCAGUAGUGUUUGCUUUUGAGAAGUUUCGUUCUUACUUGGUUGGAUCAAAGGUAAUAGUUCAUACAGAUCAUGCUGCACUCAAAUACUUGAUGCAGAAAAAGGAUGCCAAGCCAAGGUUACUAAGAUGGAUUCUUCUUCUUCAAGAAUUUGACAUUGAGGUUAAGGACAAGAAAGGGAUAGAGAAUGGAGUAGCUGAUCAUUUAUCAAGGAUUAAGAUAGAAGAUGAUGUUCCGAUUCAUGAUUCACUGCUAGAGGAGAAUGUCUACUUUGUUGAUAUUGGUUCUCAAGCAACAUUGUCUCGGGAAGUUUUGCAGACUCGUGGCAAUGCAUCGAUCGACACAGCUGGUGCAUCGAUCAAUGCUGAAUCUCGAUACGAACAGGACUUGGCGAUUGUGUCGACCUAUGCAUCAUUAAGCAUCGAUCGAAGCUUGGUUCAAGAAUUAUCGGGUUAUGCGUUUAACGACGAUGUGACUGCUGUAACUACUUCUGAUCAACCAUGGUAUGCUGAUAUCGCGAAUUACCUUGCUGUUGAGGUGGAACCAGAAAAGUUUACAGGGUAUGCUAAAAAGAAGUUCUUGAGAGAUCUUAGGAGAUACUAUUGGGAUGAAUCUUACUUGUAUAAGCAUUGCAGUGAUGGAGUUUACAGAAGAUGUUUAGCAGAAAUGGAGGUACUUUACGUUUUGUUUCAUUGUCAUGGAUCCGACUAUGCCGGACAUUUUGCUACAUUCAAGACGGUUUCCAAAGUUCUCCAAGCAGGCUUUUGGUGGCCAACGAUGUUCAAAGACGCUCAUGAGUUUGUUUCAAGAUGCGAUGUCUGUCAGCGGAAGGGUCAAAUCAGUAAACGACAUAAGAUGCCACAAAACUUCAUUCUUGAGGUUGAAGUGUUUGAUUGUUGGGGCAUUGAUUUUAUGGGACCAUUCCCUUUUUCUUACAAGAACAAGUACAUCCUUGUAGCUGUUGACUAUGUCUCCAAAUGGGUGGAAGCUAUUGCAAGUCCCAAGAAUGAUUUUGAUGUGGUUCUUAAGCUGUUUAAGACCAUUAUCUUCCUUAGGUUUGGAGUGCCUCAGAUUGUUAUCAGUGAUGGAGGUAAACACUUUAUUAAUAAAGUGUUUGAUAAGUUGUUGAAGAAGUAUGGAGUUCAGCAUAGAGUAGCCAUCCAAUAUCAUCCCCAGACUAGUGGUCAAGUUGAGGUUUCUAACCACCAAAUCAAAGAAAUCCUUGAGAAGACAGUGGGUGUUACAAGAAAGGAUUGUGCAGCCAAGUUAAAUGAUGCACUUUGGGCAUAUCGGACUGCAUAUAAGACACCACUUGGCACUACACCUUUUCAUCUGCUUUAUGGGAAAGCAUGUCAUCUUCCAGUGGAUCUAGAGUACAAAGCAGUCUGGGCUAUUAAAUUGCUGAAUUUUAAUGCCAAGACAGCUUCAGAGAGAAAGUUGGUUCAGCUGAAUGAGUUAGAUGAGUUUCGACAUCAUGCAUUUGAGAACUCUAAGCUAUACAAGGAGAGAACCAAGGCUUAUCGUGAUAAGAAGAUCAUUUCCAGAAAUUUUGAGCCUAAUGAUCAGGUACUUCUGUACAACUCUCGCUUGAAGCUAUUUCCAGGUAAACUUCGUUCUCGCUGGUCCUGGCCAUUCACUAUCCAAGACGUCCGCCCUUAUGGAGCUAUUGUGCUGCUGAACUCCAAGGGAGAGAAGUUUACUGUUAAUGGACAGAGGGUGAAACAUUAUUGGGCUAAUCCCGGGAUACCAGACGGACACAUUGUGCGUUUGGAUGAUGCACCUUCUGCCUAA
Messenger RNA from Camelina sativa (false flax), 1926 nucleotides. The record is from RefSeq and is a predicted model, not a curated record. NCBI's taxonomy places the organism in Eukaryota, Viridiplantae, Streptophyta, Magnoliopsida, Brassicales, Brassicaceae.